This is a messenger RNA of Trametes versicolor FP-101664 SS1, 1065 nucleotides long. RefSeq names its product nmrA-family protein. The coding region runs from base 1 to 1065 and encodes 354 amino acids. The transcript has 4 exons. Lineage: Eukaryota; Fungi; Basidiomycota; Agaricomycetes; Polyporales; Polyporaceae. The record is from RefSeq and is a predicted model, not a curated record.
AUGUCUACCUCCAAGAAGAUCAUCCUUGUUAUCGGCGCAACCGGAGCACAAGGCAUCGCCGUCAUCGAUGGACUCUUGCAGCCGUCCGCGGACGGUUCUCCAUCUCCAUAUGCUGUCCGAGCCUUGACUCGCGAUCCCCAAAGCCAGCGUGCCAAGGAUCUGACUAGUCGGGGUGUUGAGGUCGUCAAGGGCACGACCGAUGAUCUCGACAGCGUCGCCGCGGCAUUGCACGGCGUAUAUGGCGCGUUCGUCAACACGGACAGCUUCUCCAUCGGCGAGCAGAAGGAAACCUUCUGCGGCAUUCGCAUCUUCGAAAUCGCGAAACAACUCAAAACCGUGAGGCACUACGUGUGGAGUGGUCUUGACAACAUCAACAAAAAGACCGACUACAAUCCGUUGUACGCCAGUGCGCACUACACCGGCAAGGCCCGCGUGAGCGACUGGAUGCGUGCCCAGGACUCCGUCGUCAGUGAUGACAACAUGUCAUGGAGUAUUCUCAGCACCGCUCCUUACAUGGAUAUGCUUAAGACGGGCAUGUUCGGGCCGCUGCGAGUACGCCCGGACGGUACCCACGUAUUUGCCAUUCCGCUCGGGAAAGGCCACGUCCCGCUGAUAGCGCUCUCGGACCUCGGCUUCUUUGCGCGGUACAUCUUCGACAAUCGCGGGACGACGUCCGCCCAGGAACUCGAGGUCGCCUCGGAUGUAGUGAGCUGGGACAAGCUCGUUGCGACGUUCACGGCGGUGACGGGCAAGAAGGCGGAGUACCUGGCGCUCUCGAACGAGGACUGGUUUGCGCUCUUCGACCAGGACGACAUCGCGCGGCCGGUCGCGCCGGACACCACCAUCUCGUUCAAGGAGACCUUUACGCGGUUCUGGCGGGCGUACCAUGACGACAUCGUCACGCGCGACCUCGAGUGGGUCCGGCGCGUGCACCCGGGCGCGCACACGGUCGAGAGCUGGAUGCGCGCAAACGCGUACUCGGGUGCGAUCGGGCACGACGUGCUCAAGAACGCGCAGGACGGGAAGGGCCCGCGGCCCAAUCUCGAGCGGAUCGCCCAGCUGUAA